Molecule: messenger RNA, 2614 nt
Organism: Salvelinus sp. IW2-2015
Lineage: Eukaryota; Metazoa; Chordata; Actinopteri; Salmoniformes; Salmonidae
Product: calsyntenin-3
Biological process (GO): positive regulation of synaptic transmission; homophilic cell-cell adhesion; positive regulation of synapse assembly
Cellular component (GO): cell surface; postsynaptic membrane
Molecular function (GO): kinesin binding; calcium ion binding; X11-like protein binding
Source: RefSeq, a predicted model, not a curated record
GUAGACAAAAAAAAAACAAUUAUGUUGCGCCGAAAUGAGUAAUAUCAUGCGUUGUCCCGGACACCCUCAUAGAGAAUUCAAUAAACAGAGAGAACAACGCAAUUUGUCAGGGAGAUAGAAUUGGAGCUGAGAGAGAAGAGGACGCAGUGUGGGCGGGUUAAGAAACACGGAGAGGGAGGGGACGUCAGCGUUAUAUUCCCAUCGUUUUUGCCCCUUCAUGCGACGUCUGCCGAAAACAAGGACAUAGGUAUUGAGAUACUAUCAGUCUUAAAUCAAACUGAAGCGUGCACAUUUGAGCAUAUUCAAUAGAUCUGUGUAUGAAAUUCCGUUACCUGCGUUUUAGAUUUUUUUUGCGUCGGAGGAUAGCUGAGCUGCGGAGGCGCGGAUGCUACGAGGGUAGCGUUGGGUACCAAAACACCUCACACUCACCACGAUGGACAGAAUGAGUUCUCUCUCAUUCCUCCUCCUUUGCUUGACUUCGGUUGCCAAUGGCAACAAAGCCAAUAAGCACAAGCCAUGGAUCGAGACGGAGUACCAGGGUAUCGUCAUGGAGAACGACAACACCGUUCUCCUCAACCCACCACUGUUCGCCCUGGAUAAAGACGCUCCACUGCACUAUGCAGGUGAGAUCUGUGGCUUCCGGGUGCACAGUGGGCCCACGGGAUCCAGUUCGGUACAGUUUGAGGCGGUGGUUCUGGACCGCUCGACAGGGGAGGGCCUGAUCCGCUCUAAAGAGCCCCUGGACUGUGAGAGCCAGCGGGAGCACAGCUUCACCAUCCAGGCCUAUGACUGUGGAGAGGGCCCCGAUGGAGCCAACAGCAAGAAGUCCCACAAGGCCACGGUGCAUGUACGUGUGAAUGACGUAAACGAGUUCUCCCCAGUGUUCGUGGAGCGUCGCUAUGAGGCCUCCGUCCCCGAAGGCCGUCUGUUCGACCGCAUCGUGCGCGUUGAGGCCCUCGACGCAGACUGCUCCCCGCAGUACAGCCAGAUCUGCUUCUACGACAUCAUCACCCCCAACGUUCCCUUUGUCAUCGAUAACGAUGGUAACAUUAAGAACACAGAGCCAUUGGAUUCGAAGCGCCAGCGUGUCCACACCUUCUGGGUGACCGCGUUUGACUGUGGCAAGAACCGCGCUCAGGCCGACGCCCAGGUCGUCGUCACGGUCAAACCGUCCUGCAAACCCGGCUGGAUCGGUUGGUCGAAGCGGGUGGAGUAUACCCCCGGUUCAGGCAGCAUUCCCCUGUUCCCCAGUUUGCACCUGGAGACCUGCGAAGAGACUGUGUGGAACAUCCAGGCCACCGUAGAGCUGCAGACUGGCCAUAUUGGGAAGGGCUGUGACAGGGACAGCUACUCAGACCGAUCAGUGCGCAGACUCUGUGGUGCUGUGAGAGGUGAAGUGGACUUACUCCCGCCCCCGUCCCCAGCAGCCAAUUGGACCUCAGCCUUGCCCACCCUCCCUUCUUCUGAUUCGUCCCUGGUGUUCUCCUUCAAUGGCUCCACCCAUGUKGCUGUGGUACCCGACUCCGUUGCCGCGGCCGUAUCCGGAGACCAUUUCACMCUCCAGCUGUGGAUGCGAAGGGGUGGGAUCAACACCCAGCCUCCGACUAAUCAGGCCAGAGGAACCCGCAGGGAGGAGGAGACUAUCGUCUGCAGUACCGUCAAGAAUGACGACUCCUUCUCCCACUACUCUCUCUCCGUUCACGGUUGCCGUCUUUCUCUUUUCUACUGGCCCGACGUCUCCGCUGCGCGGCCCGUGAAAUUCCUCUGGAAACUGGAGCAGGUGUGUGACAGCGAGUGGCAUCACCUSUCCCUCAGUGUCCAGUUCCCCUCUGUGACACUGUAYGUGGAUGGAGUCACCUUCGACCCCGCCCUCAUCCACGACAACGGAGCCAUACCCAACCCUGCCCCACGACAGCGACUGGUCAUUGGCGCCUGCUGGGAGACAGAAGAUAAACAGAAGGACAUCCUUAACAACACCAUCCCUGAGGGGAAAGACACAGGGAAGUAUGUGGGUGGUUACCGUGGCCUGCUGUCAGGGGUGACGGUGCGUCCAGGGAGUGUGGAGCCCCACAGUGUGGUGGAGUGUCUGUACGCCUGCAGGGAGGGRCUGGACUUUGGGGACCUGGAGACCUUGGGCUCAGGCAUGAAGGUGCAUGUGAACCCCAGUCAGUCUGUGCUGGUUCUGGAGGGUGAUGACAUUGAGAGCUUCAACAGGGCCGUGCAACAGGUCACCUACAGGAACUCUCUCCGCUUCGCCACCCCUGGAGUCAGGCCACUCAAACUGACCACCUCCCUCAGGUGUUUCAAUGAGGAGAGUUGUCUUACGCUCAGGCAGUUGGAGGGCUACCUGGUGGUCCUUCAGCCUGACGCCCCUCAGAUCUCCCUGUCUGGGGUCGGCCCCCAUCUGGCCCGCCCCGCGCCUGAAUUCGAGGGCCCCCGUGGUGUACCCCUCUUCCCAGAGCUGAGGAUUGUGUGCUCCCUGUCUCAUGCUGUUAACACAGCCGCUCAGGGCAUGGAAGGAGGAGCUCUGAUGUCAGAUUGCCGUGGCCCACACUCUGGACGGCUGUGAGGUCCAGCCCCUGGGGGAGGAGCUAAACCCAGAGAGGGAGGAGCU